Coniosporium apollinis CBS 100218 is the source of this 2700-nucleotide messenger RNA. RefSeq lists its product as uncharacterized. The coding region runs from base 1 to 2700 and encodes 899 amino acids. The record is from RefSeq and is a predicted model, not a curated record. The transcript is spliced from 2 exons. Lineage: Eukaryota; Fungi; Ascomycota; Dothideomycetes.
AUGCCAAAGUAUUUUGCGGCCAACACCGAAGUGCGGCUUUCAGUUGCGAGUCUUGCAGACACAACGACAGUCGACCCCGAGCUGCGCAAGUCCAGUGCCGCUACGGGCAAUGCAGAAACCGCUGACCGCCUACUGAAAGCUGGAAAGAGACUUUAUGAGCAGCCAGUCGUCCCCAGUGAGGAUGAUGGGCUCCUUGGAUUCCUGGGCGAGCACCAGGACAUACCCUUUUUUAUGGUUCACGCCAGUGUCGAUAUCUUGGAGCCAGCUCCCACGCGCAGCUUCUACCGCGGAGACAACAGCGGACGACUUCAGCUGCGGCCGCUGGAAGAGCCGUCUGGGCCGCAGUUGAGGUCUCCGUUAUCUGCCAGCUCCCUUACCGAUCUUCCAUCCACACCAUGUCUCCCCGAUGAGGAGGAUUGGCUGGAAACGCAACUCAAUGCAAGUCAGGGUACGAGAGGAAAGCAGCGACGCAUGGAAAGCUCACCAACCCGAGCUGCCACGACGCGCUCCGCCGCCUCUCACAGAAAUUUUGCCCCGAAAACGACAAAUGCCGAACUCGGUCUCCAAGCACUCAGCGUCCAAGUCAAGCUCUCCUCCAAGUCCUUCCUGAGAAGCUUCGACGAGCGCAACGUAGCUCAAGACGUAAAGAUGGAUGUCUUCUUCAACGGCGACCUGAUCGCUUCGACCUUCGUACCGGCCCGCUACAAAUCCGAAAUCAAGCAUUUCACAGAGCUCCACCAGCAGUUCUCCGGCAAGAAGAUCCACAACCUGCUGGAGCGCGUACUAGUCCUGGUUCCUCUUGGUCAAAACGCAGAUGGAUCGCUCAGAAGCCUCAAGCGGGGGAAAGCGGCAAGUGCGGGUGCAGCGGAGAGGUGGCACCAGAUCAGCACCAUAUUGGAGGAGGAGGCGGAAAAGCAAGGGUUUAAUCAGUAUGGUGAUCGGUCACCCGUCGGGGAGUACCUUGCAAGCCUGGCAGCGCUGCCAAUGCCUGAAGCCGUGCAGGGCUUGCAGAAGCCUGGAGGGCUGAAGUUCGGCGUCAUCGACGUGAUUCUUACAGCAGGGAAAGGAAAGAAGUACGGCCCCAGUACAAGAUACUUGAGCGGACCGGAGAGGUUGGUCGAUGACCGAUACCUGAUCAAGACUAGGGAGACGUUCAAGAAGGAGGUAGUCGAGACGAGGAAGGACGCUAGCGUUAUUGAUCUUGCAUCGCAACAACCAGAAGCUUCAGCACAACUCCAGCAGAGUGUUGUGUUCAGCAGUCCGGUAGAUACUCGUCUGCAAAGAGAGCGGAAUUGGGCCUCCUCCAACAGCACCAGAGGCGGUUUGAAGUCGCCAAUGCAGGUCGUGGCGGCCAGUCCUCGAAGCGUGGCUGCACUUGUGGAAGCUUCACCUAGAGGCACGUCAUCAUUUCCUGCAAGCCAGAAAACCUUUUCUACGCCAAUGCUCCACAGAGCAACCGCCAGCCCGGGCACACCGACCCCUCUCCCUGUCGCGAGCACCAAACCAAGCAUCGCAGGACACUAUUCAUUGAAGAAUCUCAAUUCGCUGAUGACCAGCUCACAGCCAUCAAUGUCCAACACAUUCUUUGACCCAGUCCAGCCAUUCAUGCCACCACCGCGAACCCCUGACAAGUCGGACUCUAUCAACGGUACGAAGCGUCGCCGCAGAAGCUCGUGGCUCGCUCCCGAAAAUCUAUCUCCCUUGGCGAAGAAGCAACGCGUACUGAGCGACAGCAUGGUAGAAGGCGCAGACUCAGGCUACAAGACCGUGCCAAAGUUCUUCGCCUCGAUUGGUAGGUCCCAACGCCCCCAAAUCCCGGUCCUGAGACGACCUUUUCUCUAUCCACGCAGAGGCAGUGUCGGAGAUAUUCCAUUCCGGCUCACAACAAGCUCACCGUCUCCUUUUCAUCAAAUCCCAGACGUCCCACCGAAAUCACUUGAUGUAUUUGGCGGACCGAUAUUGAAGCGCGUGGUAGUGAAGCUGAAGGACACCACCGUGCUUGAUCAUACUUUUAGCGAGCUUAAGCAGCUGAAGAAGCCCCCUUUCAAAGGAGUGGAAAUGGGCACCAGAAGGCACUCGAUCGCGGCCCCUAUCUUCACUCAACAACAGUCAAAAAGAACGCCUGUCAGGCCGCUUCGUUUCGAAGAUUCUCCAACGGGUUCGACAAAGUCGACAGUGACCGUAACGCCGCAGCAGCUCAAAUUCGAUGCCAUCAAAGCCCCAGCAGCCUCUACGCCGCUCCUCCCAGCCAGCUCCGCAGAAUCGACCAACAUCCAAGACACGAAACCGGCCAGUCGGAGACGACGCUCCGCCAUCCAGAAAGCAAACCCAGGUACAGCACCACCACAGCCCCUCGCAACACCCAUCACGCCAGCCCUAGCGCCCACCCCGGCGCCUACCACCAAGCCUCGAACGCGGCGCCAACCAAAGACCCACAACCAGCCCAAGCCCAGGCCAGCAAGUCAACAGAAAGCAGGGAGCCAGCCAAGACGCCGUGCCUCUGCGAUCCGCACGCCAGCUAGAGCUAGAACUGAAGCCGAAGCGGAGUUCGUCGUACCGCCGCUGAGUCAAGAUUGUGUGGUCACGUAUGCUCAGCCUGGUGCCUGGAGCGGAAGCUGUGUGAGGCAGGUGAGGUCGGAGCGGGGAGGGGAUUUUCGGGAGGAGAGCGUCAUUAUGGGAGUUAGGUUUUUGCUGGGAUAG